Messenger RNA from Culicoides brevitarsis, 3107 nucleotides. RefSeq names its product heat shock 70 kDa protein 4 (gene Hsc70Cb). Gene Ontology annotation, biological process: protein folding. Bases 216 to 2720 code for a protein of 834 amino acids. Gene Ontology annotation, molecular function: ATP-dependent protein folding chaperone; ATP binding. Gene Ontology annotation, cellular component: nucleus; cytosol. Lineage: Eukaryota; Metazoa; Arthropoda; Insecta; Diptera; Ceratopogonidae. The transcript is spliced from 4 exons. The record is from RefSeq and is a predicted model, not a curated record.
UAUUUCCAGAAAAAUCUAGAAAUCAACUGAUUUCAUAAAAGUACUAGAAAAUUUAAAGAAAAGUCUUGUUAAGAAGAGUUUUUGCAAGCUGAUCAAAGAAAUAUAUCAUUAAAAUCAUUAAAUUUGAUCAAAGUGUUGAAUAGUUUCAGUACACGCUAUAAAUUCAAUUAAAAGUGUUAAAUUAGUCAGACGGUAACCUUAAUUUUGAGAAAAAAAUGUCCGUGAUUGGUAUAGAUUUUGGAAAUGAGUCUUGUUUCAUUGCUGUUGCUAAAGCAGGAGGUAUCGAAACAAUCGCUAACGAUUAUAGUUUGCGAGCAACCCCUGCGUAUGUAGCAUUUACGGAUAAAAAUCGAAUUCUUGGAGUAGCGGCAAAAAAUCAGCAAGUCACGAAUAUGAAAAACACCAUAUGUGGUUUUAAGCGAUUAAUCGGAAGAAAAUUCGAUGAUCCUCAUACACAAAAUGAGCUCCGUAUGACUGCAAAUAACGUUGAAAAGCUGCCGGAUGGAGGUAUCGGAUUUCGUGUUAACUAUUUAGGACAUGAACACGUGUUCUCACCUGAACAACUAACUGCUAUGCUAUUUACAAAGUUAAAAGAUACAUCAGCUACUGCUUUACAAACGCAAAUUAAUGAUUGUGUUAUAACAGUUCCAUUUUACUACACCAAUGCUGAGCGAAAAGCAUUGCUAGAUGCUGCUCAAAUUGCUGGGCUUAAUGUUUUGCGGCUAAUGAAUGAGACAACUGCUACAGCGUUGAGCUAUGGUUUUUAUCGUACAGACCUUCCAGCCGAAAAUGAAAAGUCUCGCAAUGUGAUUUUCGUGGAUUGCGGACAUUCGUCCAUUCAGGUCUCAGCUUGUGCCUUUAAUAAAAGCAAGCUCAAGAUGUUAGCCGCUUCUAGUGAACAAUUGGGUGGACGUGAUUUUGAUUAUUAUUUGGCAGAACACUUUAGUAAUGAAUUUGUUACCAAAUAUAAGAUUGAUCCUCGUACAAACAAACGGGCAUGGGUGCGUUUGCUCGCUGAAGUAGAGAAACUAAAAAAGCAAAUGUCGGCAAACAACACAAAACUGCCGCUUGGAAUUGAAUGUUUUAUGAAUGAUAUAGACGUUUCAAGUACAAUGCAAAGGGCAGAUUUUGAAAAUAUGUGCUCCGGGCUUUUCAAACGAGUGGAAGAGACCUUUAAAAAAUGUCUCAAAGAAUCGAAAUUGUCUCUAGACGAGAUUCAUUCGGUGGAAAUCGUUGGUGGCAGUAGUCGCAUUCCUGCAAUCAAACAACUUAUUGAACUUAUAUUCGGAAAAACUCCUAGCACCACUUUGAACCAAGAUGAAGCCGUAUCAAGAGGAGCCGCAUUACAAUGCGCAAUUAUGUCUCCAGCUGUUCGAGUUCGUGAAUUUGGUGUGACGGACAUACAAAAUUAUCCUAUCAAAAUAAGUUGGGAUGGUGAAGGUGGACAUGGAAAUGGAGAGCUGGAAGUGUUUCCUGCUUAUCAUGCAGCACCUUUCAGUCGCCUUUUAUCUUUAUUCAGAAGGGAGCCCUUUAACGUUCAAGUUUCUUAUGCAGAUCCUAAAAACCUUCCUUACCCUGAUCCCUUUAUUGGACAUUGGGUGAUCAAAGGGGUAAAACCUAAUGUCGAAAAUGAAUCACAAGAGGUGAAAAUUAAAGUACGAAUCAAUCAUAAUGGCAUUGUUUUAAUUUCAAGUGCUCAGAUGAUUGAAAAAAAAGAAACAACAGAGCAAGAUCAACCCUCUUUUGAUACUUCAAAAGACGAGACUCAAAAUCCUGAUGAUCAAACACCGAAUAACACAGAGUCCAAUGAACCAAUGGAAGUACAACACGAUGCAAAUCGUGAAUCUCAGCCACAAGUGCCUGAUAACGGAGAUGGAGGAGGAUGGACUCAGCGGGUUAAAGGAUGGUUUAGUUCGGAUUCAACUAAACAGGAGAAGAAGAAAAAAGCCACUACUAAAUUGAUAGAGCUCGCGUUAGAAUCAGACACCCAUGGAUACUCAACCAGUGACUUGAAUAAAUACAUAGAACAAGAGAAUAAAAUGAUAAAUUGUGAUCGAGUAGAAAAGGAACGAGUUGAUGCAAGAAAUGCAUUGGAAGAAUUUGUAUAUGAUAUGCGCGGAAGAAUACAAGAGGGAGGUGAAUUAUACGAAUAUGUUCUUGAUUCAGAUCGUGAAAAUAUUUGCAUGGAGUUAGAUGAAAUUGAAAAUUGGUUAUAUGAAGAAGGAGAAAACUGUGAAAGACAAAUUUAUAAAGAUCGAUUAGCGAAAUUGCACAAGGAUACGGAUCCCAUUAAAGCUCGUCAUCAAGAGUUUUGCUCACAACCUGCUGCUUUUGAAAAGCUUGGUCAUGCAAUUCAAAUGGCUCGUAAGGCAGUAGAUCAAUACAGAUCCGGGGAUGAAAAAUAUAAUCAUUUGACAGAAACUGAAAUUUUAAAUAUUUCUGAGACAGCUGACAAAGCAGAAAAAUUCUUUAUCGAUGCAAAAGCAAAACUUACAAACGUUACUCGGACAAAGGAUCCAGAAGUUCAUGUUGCUGAUGUGUACCAUGAAUGCGAUACUUUAACAACUUGUGUACGUUCGGUAUUGAAUCGUCCUAAACCAACACUUCCUCCUACUGAAAAUCACGAAGCAGAUAAAAACAAGGCAAAUGGCGAAAACACAGAUUCUAAUAAUAAAAAUGCUAAGUUACAUACAGAAGAAACUAAUAUGGAAGUUGAGUAAACUGAUGGGACAAAUAAAAAGAUAUAAUAAAUGAAAAUAUUUAAAAAUAAAUUACAUUCUAUACCUUAUUCAAAUUUUUUGUAUUCAAAACAAUUGACAUGGAAGAUUUUGCUUAUAAAGGAAGUCAACCAAAUUGGAAGCUAAGCAAAUAAACAAAAUACUUUUAAUAAAACGUCCUCUUAAAGAAUAACCUAUCUUUUUAUAUAUUGAAAAACUGUAAUCUACCCCCGCAUUGUGUUGGAACUAAAACUUUUAAAAAAUAGGUUUAUACCUGAUUAUUAUGUAUCGCAUUUCAGACUAGCAAAAUCAUAACUAAGGUUCAGUUUAACAAAAUAUGUAUUUAUAAAAAAAAAACAAAUAAGUAUGAAAAAAUAUAACAACGAUACA